Molecule: messenger RNA, 336 nt
Organism: Vicia faba (fava bean)
Lineage: Eukaryota; Viridiplantae; Streptophyta; Magnoliopsida; Fabales; Fabaceae
Source: the annotation of a GenBank genome assembly
AUGGACGAUCUUGACAGGGUUAGGGACCACGGAGGGGAAGGGGACACAGUGAGGAAGCAUAUUUGGUCUGGCUCAUUGGAGAAGAUAGGGCGUGGGAGAGGAAGACCAAAGAAAAAGGCAUCAAAGCCAAUGGCUCAUUCUGUGGAGGAAGAAUCAGGGGAAGCAGAUGUUGAGCCGAUUAUGAAAAAGGAUAAGAAAUUGUGGGUUGAUAUGAUUAGUGGUAACCUCAUCCCUGCAAAUGGCCUUGUUCUAGGUUACUCGGUUCCCUUGAUGGUGGAAGGUAAACCAGUUGUUGUUAUUGCUAAUGAAGAUGACGAGAAGGAAUUGAUGUAUUAG